AUGGGUCUGUUCCGCCGGGGAAAGAAAAACGAGUCUGAAAAGGAGACCCUGCAAGGCUAUAAACUCCCCGGGCCCCCAAAGGAGCCCUCCCUUAAAUCGGGGUUCAAAAACGAGGAAGAAAGGGAUGCCAACAAGGAGAAAGAAGACGCCCUUAAAUUUAAGGCCUCCGGAAGCGCGAAAAAUAAGAAAAAGAAGGACGCCCUUUUUAGCUUCGCAAGAUUGAAUUUUUUCGGAAGGUCCAAAAGUAAAAAAACUCUCGGGGAGACACAAAGGAACCCCAGUAAGGAGGAGCCUCUACUGGGGAGGGAGGUGAAGGAGAUCUUCAAAGAUUUCGAGACGUUGAAGGAGGAAGCGAAGGGGGAAGCAAAGGAAAUCGAAAAAGGGACAGCGACGGAGGAAGCGAAAAGGGAAGCAGUGAACGGAACAACCAAUGUGGAGAAAGCCAAAGUGCCUACACAAAGGAGCGCCACAGAAGCUGAGCUCCAAAGGAACGGCGUUCACACCUCGCCAAGCGUAAAUGAAGAACUGUUGGACAUCCUAACGGAGGAUGAAAGGAAAUCCAUCCAGGUGGUUUCCCUGAUAGACGGAUCUUCCAAUGGUGACAGCUCCGAAACAAACACGGAUCGUAAAGAUGACUCGGCCGAGAAGGACGUCCCCCUAAACCUGAACCCUACGUAUUCAAUUAAGAAACAAAAGAGUGGCACAAACCUGAGCCAGAAUAAACACCUUUUAAUGAAAAAAUCCAACCUUUCGGAAGGGAUGUACCAAGUAGACAAGAAGAAAAGUUACCCCCCAAAGAAGGAACAUGAUGAGAAUGACCUAGUGAUUAGUCCCAACGCAGGUGGAAACCCCGUAAAAGAGAUGCAAACAAAAAAAUCGAUCCUAAAAAAUAUCAUAAAAAUGCCAAUCUCUUAUGCAUCAAAAAGUUUCAAAAGGGAUCUUUCAGCGUCAAAGGAAUCAGCCAAAUUGGGGAUAGGGGCAAAUGAAACACGGGAAGGGAAAAUCGCAGGGACGAAGGAAGGUGCGCUCAAGUCACAGGACACUACUGAUUCGAUCUACCUGCAAAGAAGCGACCACGAUAAGGGUGAUGUCUCCUCAUUCGAAGAGAUCAACGGCAUGUCGGAAGACACCAACUACACCGGGAAAAUGAACUUCAACAAUUCUAUUCCCAAUUUUAACCUAACCAGUAAAAAAAAUGUCCCCCGGACAGCGAACACAAAAGACGCCGCUCCGAUGAUUAUCAGUAAGCUCAAAAUGAACAAAAAAAAUAGCAACAUUGGAAGCGGCUUUGAACAUGCGGAUGAUCCAAAUGAUUUCAAAAGGGUGAAAUCAACCCUCACGCGCCAGGACAUACGAGCGAAGAAGAGUAAUCUCAUACGUCGCGUUAAACUGAUGGAGAAGAACCUACUCAUGAGCAAAGAAGAGCAGCAGGAAGAUGGGACCAAGAAUAUACAUCGUAAAAUGACAAACGACAUUCUCGAAGGGGGGGGCAUUUCCUUCAAUCUCCACCCCCCGCUUCUCGUAACCGAAAAUUCCUUCGACAUAUGUCCAAUAUCACCUAUCGAGGACAUCAUAGAAGUUAUCCAUUCGAUUUGGAAUGACAACAAAGAGGAGACAAUUUCGAAGCUGAAAAAGUGUAAGGAGAACAACGAGAAGUCUUCCAGCGUGCUAAAGAAAACCUUGGAUAAGCUAAACGGGCCAGAAGAUUCCGUGGUCACUAAUUUGACCAAGAACAUGUCCUUACAACAGGAUUAUUUGGUCGAAGUGGAUGAAGUUGUGAGGUCUGUUAGUGAAGAUUAG
Messenger RNA from Plasmodium inui San Antonio 1, 1800 nucleotides. RefSeq lists its product as hypothetical. The coding region runs from base 1 to 1800 and encodes 599 amino acids. The transcript has 4 exons. Lineage: Eukaryota; Apicomplexa; Aconoidasida; Haemosporida; Plasmodiidae. The record is from RefSeq and is a predicted model, not a curated record.